Molecule: messenger RNA, 2555 nt
Organism: Micropterus dolomieu (smallmouth bass)
Lineage: Eukaryota; Metazoa; Chordata; Actinopteri; Centrarchiformes; Centrarchidae
Product: ubiquitin carboxyl-terminal hydrolase 7-like
Exons: 11
Coding region: 246-2096 (616 amino acids)
Biological process (GO): protein deubiquitination
Cellular component (GO): nucleus; cytosol
Molecular function (GO): cysteine-type deubiquitinase activity; cysteine-type endopeptidase activity
Source: RefSeq, a predicted model, not a curated record
GUGGAGGAUUAUUUAGCUCUAAUCCAAUUCUCAGAGAUUUAGCUAAAGUUGUCUCUAGUUUCAGCUGUGAGUCCAGGGGCUUUGUGUUUGUUUCCGUCCUCUCGCUGUCGCGGUAUCUUCCUCCUUCAACCUCUCGCUGGUGUAGAAAGUGAAAGUCAGAUAACCAGACAUGCUGCACGGCUCAAUCCAUACAAAACAACACUUUGGUAAUGUAAUGUCAACACUCUCAUACGAAAGACAUCAGUAUGAAUCAUGGCCUUGUGGAAAUGUUCAGAGAGAAGUUAGACCGCCUCACCAUCUCAGAUUACCAUGGCUUGAAAAGUCCAGGUCUUACAUGCUAUUUAAACAGCAUUCUUCAGGUGCUUUUCAUGACCGAAGACUUCCGGGAGGCUGUGAAAGGAUGCUGCAGUAAAGAUUCAACAACCAUUGACCCUUCCCUGGGGAAACUGUUUGCCGAUUUACAGAAAAAAAUGGCCAAAACACAUCAAGUUAUAAAAAAACUGGAGAUCACAAACGUAUAUGAGCAACGUGAUGCUGCUGAAUAUUUUGAGAAGAUCCUAUGGCGGACCAGUCCAGACGCAUCCAAGAUAUUCAAGGGGGAGGUGAGUCACAAGACCACGUGCCUCAGGUGCAAAGACACACACGAUUCCAGGAGCUCUUUUUGGUUUCUGCCACUUGCAGUGGACAAUUCGUGUCAUCAAACUUACAGUGUGGAGAAAGGGUUGAAGGCAUUCUUUAAGGGAGAAAAAGUCUGUGGGGAUAACAAGAUGUACUGCACCCGGUGUAAUACAAAGCAAGAUGCAGACUUUGGAUGUGAGAUAACACAAAAUCCAAGGAUUUUGACCCUCCUGCUGCAGAGAUUCAGUUUUGACUACAAAUACAGGUGUUACGUCAAGCUUCACUGCAAAGUGGAUGUCCCCCAAACUUUACACAUGGAGAAUUGCAAAUAUGACCUCUACGCUUUAGUUAACCACUUUGGUAAUCUAAUAGGAGGUCAUUAUACUGCACAGAUCAAAUCUUUUGAAAAUAAGGAGUGGUAUCACUUCAAUGAUGACAUCGUUGCAGGGGUCAAACAGCCACUAUUUGGGUCUGGAGACAAAUCUUUGAGGUCUUCUACAGCUUACCUCCUCAUGUACAGGAAGGAUAACAGACAUUCAGAAGCUGAGGCUGAAGGAAGUCAUGACAAAGCAGAGAGAAGAAAGCCAAGUUAUCAUCAACCGAAGGAUGAAGACUUAAAUGGAGGAGAAAACGUGAAUCACUUGAAUUGUGAUGUGGUUUUAGAGAAACCGACAGACUGUCCAGUUGGACUGGGAAAUCAAUUAAAACAGAGACCCACGAGUGUGCGGCCACGCAAAGGGGUGUUGCUUCAAACAGACCCUGUAGCAGAUGGAAACAUUUACCAACCAGGUUUGCAAAUACAGAAGUCAAGUUUUGCAAAGCUGCAAACAGAUGGAGGACAAAAAAGUCAUGAGCCAAACAGAUAUCAGCUUGAGACAAACUCAAAGAAACACAUGUGUCAUCGCAUCAGUAAAGGGAGCCCCAUAGCAUGUGUUGCAACACAUAAUGCAGACUGUAUGUCAGAGCAAAACCAGAAAUCCCUAAACAAAAGACUGAAUGAGCCUACCUGGGAAUCAACAAACAAUAUUGUUGCAAAGACUGGAAUAAAAACAAAAAGUGUAACUGAUAGUAGCAUUACAACAAAUAGUGUCAACCCUGCAGAACCUAAAGCUGUGAAAAACAAAAGGGAGGUAGAAGGAAUGGGUUUUAAACAGAGCAGAGAGGCAGGUGUCGGUGCAAAUAUACUUGAUUCUGAUGUAAAGGCAAAUUAUGUGUCCUCCAAUGGCUAUUCUUCAUCUUCACAUCCAUACUUGACAGCACACGGGAGUAAAUUAAGCAUGAAUGCACAUACUGGGUGUAACUAUUCACAAAACCUAUGCACAAAAUCAAAGAGAGAAAAGGAGAAAAUGCAGCAUGUUGUGACCGCAGACAGUAGCCGCAAACUGGAGACCAAAAAAACUGUGACAAAGAGAGAAAAUACUGCAAGUUCUGGAGCGAAACGAAAUGCUGCAAAGGGCGGGAACAAAAUAUGGAGGUGACGAAAUAAUAAGGAUAAUAUCUGUACAUUUAAAUGAUGGGUGUUUUUUGUCACUUCAGUAUCUAGUAUUUUGUUAUGUUUAUGCUUUUUAAAUAUUACUCACUGAAAAUAUCCUUUGACACUGUUGGCUGUUGAUGUAAUAAUGUAAUAAUCUGUAUAGAGCACUUUUCAAUGACAAUGUUACAAAGUGCUUUCACAGGAGCAAAGAAAAUAAAACACAACAAACAAAAUAAGAUACAUGGUAAAAACAGUAAGAAAGUUAUGAAAUUAAAAUGUAGUUGAAAGAAAAAUACAUAAUUAAGAUUAACUAAAAUAAGGAAAGUCUCGUCUAUAAAAGUAUGUUUUAAGAAGGGACUUUAAAGAGUUCAAGGACUCAUUUCAAAUGAAUUCAAAUUAGCUUUAUUGGCAUGAAUGUGUUACAAUAAUAUUGCCAAAGCAUCAUACAAACUACAUAAGAACA